GCCGUUAUUUUUUUUACGUUGGUCGGUUUCGGCCCUCACUCCCCUGUGGCUACGAGACAAGGAUCCGGUGGCGACUACGCAGAGACUUGCCAUCGAAGAACUGGCUUUUCUCUGGCAAAAAAAGCCACGUUGGGAAGUCGCCAGAGCCCGUAUCUGUUAGAUCUACUGGAAGAGGGAGGAGUUCAGCUGGACAGGGAACCGAAAGAACUAUGGUACUGCUAGCCAUAGAAAACUAAGAGCCACAACUUCAUUCGAAAGACUGGCCUUGCUGAGCUCAGCGGUAUUCCAUAAGAUGUCGUGGAGGGUCUCCCGCCAUUCCAGGACUACCCCUGAUAGAGGCCUGCUACGACUUUUUAUUGUACUGGUGGUGGAGCUGGACGCCACGAGUUGCAAUCUGCUGUAUGCUCAGUGCCUGGUGAAAAGGCUACGUGACUUGGACCAUCACAUCGCGCUAUUUGGUUACAGCAACGACAAACCGCACCUGCUUCUAGAGGAGCCUUCAUAUGAAUCUCAAGGUAUCUUAUCCAGUCCUCCCCAGUCCCCAAUCGUGGUUCUCCAAGCGCGAUUGAGGCGAGCCGACGCAGUCCUGGUGAUCACUCCAAACACUGUUCAUGAAUUAUCCUUUCCACUCUCCCAGUUCGAGCAGGGCGAUCGCUUCUUUAACGGACAUACGUAUAGUUGGCAUAGCAACGGGGUCACUUGUGUUUUGCUUGGCGGAUGGAUCAAUCGAAGAGAGGUGGCUAUAGAGCUUCGGGCUAUUUUUGCUAGUUCGGAUUUUCCGAGUCUGUCCCGAGUGCUUCCCGGACCGAAGUAUCUUGACAAGGUGUAUACUGUAGACGGAAAUGCUGAGACUCCGGGUCCUUGUAUUUAGACUCUGUUGGCCUGUUGAAUCAUACGUGGACUUAUAUUUCUUUCAUGGAUGGACAUUAAAGCUGAUUAAAGCAGCUCUAUAAAAUGAA
Messenger RNA from Nematostella vectensis (starlet sea anemone), 959 nucleotides. RefSeq lists its product as uncharacterized. The transcript has 4 exons. NCBI's taxonomy places the organism in Eukaryota, Metazoa, Cnidaria, Anthozoa, Actiniaria, Edwardsiidae. Bases 293 to 871 code for a protein of 192 amino acids. The record is from RefSeq and is a predicted model, not a curated record.